Molecule: messenger RNA, 780 nt
Organism: Rotaria sp. Silwood1
Lineage: Eukaryota; Metazoa; Rotifera; Eurotatoria; Philodinida; Philodinidae
Source: the annotation of a GenBank genome assembly
AUGGAUAUUUUUGUUGUAUCGCAUGUCAUUGGUUGGUGGUUAAAAGCAUUAAUUCUUCGUGAUUAUUGGUUCUGUAUGGUAACAUCAAUAGGUUUUGAACUUCUUGAGUAUUCUCUUGCGCAUCAAUUACCAAAUUUUAGUGAAUGUUGGUGGGAUCAUUGGGUUCUUGAUGCACUUAUUUGUAAUGGUGGUGGAAUUUAUAUGGGUAUGAAAACAUGUGAAUAUUUAAAAAUAAAACCAUACAAUUGGCGUGGCAUGUGGACAAUACCAACUGUUAGAGGUAAAAUAAUGCGUGUGUUGGGUCAAUUUACACCACAUGAUUGGCUUGAAUUUGAUUGGCGUCCAACAGCAUCUUUAAAACGUUGGCUUGCAACAUUAUUAAUAACAUGUUUUUUGCUUCUUGUCGAUUUAGGUACAUUCUAUUUAAAAUUUAUUUUAUGGAUUCCACCACCACAUUUUUUAUGUGGAAUACGUUUAUUCUUAUUUUUUCCUGCUUGUGGUGUUGCAGUGCGUGAAACAUUUGAAUAUUUGGAUAAUCGUGAAUGUAAAAAAUUUGGUCGACAGUCAUGGAUUCUAACAGCUAUUGUAGUGACAGAAAUAUUAAUUGUAUUAAAAUUUGAUUGGAAAACUGCUACAAAACCAUUACCAUUUCAUAUUGUACUUGUUUGGACAAUGAUUGCUGUUGGAGUUGUUUUAUGGACAAUAUAUCAUUUUUGGUUUAAAAGAUUUAUUCUUUGGGGACAAAGAAAAAAUGUUCAACUUGUUAAAAACGACAAAUAA